Molecule: messenger RNA, 4140 nt
Organism: Salmo salar (Atlantic salmon)
Lineage: Eukaryota; Metazoa; Chordata; Actinopteri; Salmoniformes; Salmonidae
Gene: ism1
Product: isthmin 1
Biological process (GO): negative regulation of angiogenesis
Source: RefSeq, a predicted model, not a curated record
CUUUCGCCUACAGGAAAGUGCUGGGAGAGAAAAACAGCGGUUAUAUAGUGUGGACAGACUGUUGUUUGGUUUACACUUUUUGGACACGGUGAGAGUUGAGGGACGCACUUGACGCUUGGAUCGGAAAGCUACUGGUUUUAUACUGCGGAGAAAAGCCAGCAGCAUGUCUGGAUUUGCGACUGGAUGGAUAACGGUUGUGCUUGUUAGGGAGAACUCCUCAAACUAGUCGUUUUUUUUCCCGGGGGGGGAUCCACUUUUUGGGUGGUGUGAUGGUGUACCAAAGGUGUACCACACUAACGCGUUAAUCGCCUGUGCGAAUUCAACAUGACGUUUUUGGAUAGAUGAUAGCCCAGAUAAUGGGCGGGAGGGAGAAUGUGUCCAAAACAUCAAAACCAAGGAGUCCUGCGUACCACAGAUGAGAGAGAAGAGAGCGACACGGUUUGAUUGUAAGGCGAGGAAAAGGUUUAAUUCUGGUAAAAGGUGGAGAACGUGGCGCCGGAAACACCGGGCUGGAAGUCUCCUGAUAGAAGACUCUACCUGGAGUGCAACACCCGAUAGACUACAUGUUUUUAACAUAGUAUACACGUUGGGCGCAACAACAACAAAAAUACUUCCGUGGUUAUUUCAUUACUUUACCCAUGUGUCGUUUUACACAGUCGCCCUGACAGCAUUUGGAGAAAUACAUUUUGGAGAUCCACGCCGACAUAGAAGUAGCGUAUCAUCCAAUACCAAAAGGAAACCCGAACCUCGCUGUAUGAACCUUUUAACUUUGAUCGUUUUUAGACAUUGAAUCCGAAUCCACUUUUUGUUCCACUUGAAGACCGCUCUCCACCGACGCUGAUCUGAUGUAAAUGAACCUAACAUAACCACGUGGUCCCAAACUUGACAUUUUGACCGAUUUGUUUUCUUGAUUCCUCUAUUCUCCUUUCCCCCCCUUUUUUCCCUUUAAAAUUGUAAUUCGGAAUCCAGAAGUGGCUCCGAAGUGGUGUUGCGGCUCCUCGCCCGCAGCGGAUCCGGAGCUGGGAGCGCCUGCAACGGGAGGAGCUGGCGGAGGACCCCCUGCCACACCGCAGGGACCAAAGACCGGUCAGGUGAAAAGGAUGGUUCGAUUGGCGGCAGAACUCUUGUUGCUUUUAGGACUUCUACUUCUUACCUUACACAUCACCGUGUUACGGAGCAGCCCGCUGCACCAAGGGAAUUUUACUUUGAGCCAGGAUCAGCAGGAUACGGUGCUCGCAGAGAAUAAUGUCAGAGAAGAGAGCAGUUCAUCAGCACACCAGGGUCCAGGGGAGCGGAGAGGACCAGAGCACCGGUCAGCCCAGCGGCCCGCUGCCCUCCCUUGGGCCCAGAGUCAGGCUACCGGAGGCAGCCUGCAGAGAGACGGGCCUGGGGCCUUCCUCCUAGACCUCCACAACUUCCCUGAUCUCUCCAAGGCUGAUAUAAACAGACAGAACCCCAACAUACAGGUGACCAUAGAGGUGGUGGACGGUCUAGAGGCAGCAGAGCCCGAGAAAGGCCUGAAGAAAGAGAACAAACCAGGAUGGGCUGCUCCCAACUGGAGGAACUGGUGGCAGACCUCCUCCACCUCCUCCUCGGUCUCGACCCCCCGCAGGCCCGAGGAGCCGGCUAGGGAGCAGCAGCCGCCCUACAGGGGAGAAGGAGAAGGACGAGGGGGAGGUAAAGGAGGAGUUGGUAACACAGAGGAUAGUAACUUCCUAAAGCCACUUGGGGACUGGGAGAGGAGAGGAGGCACAGGAGGAGGCGGAGCAGGCACCAGCAAGGCUCAGACUGAAUAUGACUAUAUAGACGGAGAGGGUGACUGGAGUAACUGGUCUCCAUGCAGUGUAACCUGUAGGAACGGGAACCAGAAGAGGACCAGGUCAUGUGGUUACGCCUGCACCGCCACUGAGUCACGGACCUGUGACAUGCCAUCCUGCCCAGGUAUUGAAGAUGCGUUCAAGACAGCAGCCACUGAGGUCAGUCUGCUGGCUGGAACAGAUGAGUUCAACGCUACAGAGCUCUUUGGUGUCGACACAGACAGCUGUGAGCGCUGGAUGAGCUGUAAGUCUGAGUUCCUGAAGAAAUACAUGACCAAAGUCUCCAACGACCUCCCUAGCUGCCCCUGCUCCUACCCUACCGAGGUGGCCUACAGCACGGCUGACGUCCCCGACCCCGCCACACGCCGGGACUUCCGCUGGAAAGACGCCAGUGGCCCCAAGGAGAAGCUAGAGAUCUACAAACCCACGGCUCGGUACUGCAUCCGCUCUAUGUUAACUCUAGAGUCCACUACUCUGGCCGCACAGCACUGCUGCUACAAUGACAACAUGAAGCUCAUCACCCGGGGUAAAGGAGUUGGAACACCCAACCUCAUCAGCAAUGAGUUCUCUGCUGACCUUCACUACAAGGUAGACAUCCUGCCCUGGAUCAUCUGUAAAGGGGAUUGGAGUCGCUAUAACCAGGUCAGGCCUCCUAACAACGGGCAGAAGUGUCCAGACAACCCGCUGGAUGAGGAUUACCACAAGCAGGUGGAGGAUGCUCGAGAGUUUUAGAACUGGAGAGAUGAACAUGUGAAUCUGAUAAAUGUUUAUGAAUCUGGUACUUCAAUUGGUGCUUCAAACCAUCCAUGAGUGUUUUUAGACUUUGGAACUAGAUGCCAUAUGAACAGGACUGUCUGUUAUCAGCCAACGUGAUAAAGAGACAACUUAUCUCUCACUUGGACACAAGGAACUGUUCUUGUCUUCACCAUAAUCACAGUCUAUAAGUCAUGUUAGGUCUUCAUUUCUAUGACAUAUGCCUCAAAUCAAAUGAUAUUCAAAGUAAAGCUGUAUGAUGGAUUUUGACAAUAUUUUUUCUGAUAAUUCUAUAAAUGUUUGGUUUAAAAGGGAUAGCUUGGUGUAGCUUCAUAAAAAGGGAAAAUUACUUUUCAUGUUUUAGUUUUGUUUGUACGUUUUUUUGUUUGUCUCUGAUUGGCCAAAAGGAGAGCCCAGGGAUUCUUAAUUGGCUGAAUGAUCAGACCCGAAUCUCCAUGUUUUGAGUCACACCCACCUGACCUAUCAGAAGAGAGAGAGAGAGACAUCCCUGACCUAUCAGAAGAAAGAGAGAGAAAGAGAGAUCCCUGACCUAUCAGAAGAAAGAGAGAGAGAUCCCUGACCUAUCAGAAGAGAGUGCGAGAGACACCCCUGACCUAUCAGAAACGAGAGAAAGAGAUCCCUGACCUAUCAGAAGAGAGAGAGAGAGACAUCCCUGACCUAUCAGAAGAGAGAGAGAUCCCUGACCUAUCAGAAGAGAGAGCCAUCCCUGACCUAUCAGAAGAGAGAGAGAGACAUCCCUGACCUAUCAGAAGAGAGAGAGAGACAUCCCUGACCUAUCAGAAGAGAGAGAGAGACAUCCCUGACCUAUCAGAAGAGAGAGAGCGAGAGAGACAUCCCUGACCUAUCAGAAGAGAGAGAGAGAUCCCUGACCUAUCAGUGUCUUUGUGCUGUGGAUAUCACAGUUGUAACUGAGUGUAUGGUAGAGGAGUCUUGUAACAUCCAAAAGCUACAGAGUGAUGGGUUAGCAUUCUGCCCAUUGGUAGAGGAGUCUUGUAACAUCCAGAAGCUACAGAGCGAUGGGUUAGCAUUCUGCCCAUCGGUAGAGGAGUCUUGUAACAUCCAGAAGCUACAGAGUGAUGGGUUAGCAUUCUGCCCAUCGGUAGCUGUAAUAUUCAGGUUCCCAUGUAUGCUUAUAAGCUUGUUUAUUUAGCAUGCUGUUCUUCUUUACCAAUCUCCCCUCUUCUGUAUUGAUUCCUCCCUCCAGAUAAUUAUCGCCGAUAUAAAAAGCCUGCGUUAUUUUUGUAGAGUAUUUAUUAAGCUGUAGCUUUAUGUCCCAAAAUUGUUGGGUGUCCAUGAUCGUUGUCGCUGAUUGGUUGAUUUGUUUCUGACUAGAUGCUAACUUGAGAUGGGACCCACACUCAAACUAAAUCAUCAUGAUUGGCUUAAAUCAUUUGUCGAUUGAUCAGAGGUUUGAGUCAAAAACAUUGAUUGAGCCACUCAUCUCAAGUUAGGAUUCAGCCCAGAAGAAAACAAGAAUAGGAAAUGUGUGAAUACAGCUGUACGGGAAAAAGAUUGUGAUAUAAAUGUUUAAAUAAAAAACAUGAAGUGA